CAGUGUGGCGCCGGUGCUCGUGAUGGCGGGAGAGGUGCGGUCCGUCGUGCUCAAAAGGGGUCCGGAGGGCGGAUUCGGGUUCUCCAUCCUCGGCGGUUCUGGCUCCGAGCUGCCCCCGAUCGUGUAUGAUAUCGUAGCGGGCUCGCCAGCCUCCAAUAGUGGCCAGCUGGAGGCGGGCGAUGUGAUUCUGGAGGUGAAUGACCAGGAGGUCAGUGACCUCACCACCAAAGAAGUGCUGAAAUGUCUGCGGCUCUCGGAGCAGUCGGUCUCGCUCAAACUGCGGAAAGAUGACGCGGUCCGGCAGCGGGUCAGCCAGUACCUGCAGUCGCCGCAGACCCUGGAGCAGCUGCGGCCGGCCAUCACCCAGCGCGACCUGGCCCACGUCCGAGAGGUGGUGGCCAUGAAGGGCUCGUCGCGCCGCGCGCCGGCCGCCGUGCCGCGCGUGCCGCUGGUACACAGCCCGCCCAAGGGGCGCGCCAAGCCGCUGCCGCCGCCGUCCGAGGCGCGCCGCCAGACGGACGGCGCGGCGCACACCAACGGCCACGGCGGCACGGCGCCGGCGCCGGCCGACGGACGGCCGCGCUUCGAGGCGUUCACCAUGACCGGCGAGCUGAUGCUGAAUCUGUCGCGUCUGCCGGCCGACGAGCUGCCGCCGCCGGGCCCGCCGGCUGACGGCGGCGGCUCGGCGCCCACCAGUCCGCCGGCGGCUCCGUCCGGCGGCGGCGGCGGCCUGUUCCGCGGCUCCCGCUCCGAGGACCGGCUCCUGUCUCCGCCGGCGGAGGCGGACUCCGCAGCGGAGCGGGCCGGAUCCGUGGACCCACUGCCCGACACCGACACGGCGCGGGGCAACGGGCCGAGUCCGGCACAGCGAAUACUCGAACAGGACAACGACCGGGGGGACGAACAGGGCAACGACCGGGGGGACGACCAGGGUAACGACCUGGGGAGCGACCAGGGUAACGACCUGGGUAACGACCAGGGUAACGCACAGAGCAGCGGCCGCAGUGGGACGGCGAGCGGCCGGAGCGGCGAGCGGACAGACGACGCCGGCGGCGGCCGGCCGUGUGGUGAGAGCCGGCUGAACGGGGAGACCACGGAGCAGAGCGGAGCACACGGCCCCGGCCCCGUCCCCGGCAGUCCCGACUCGGACGACGGCUCCGACUCGGAGAGCCAGCGCAGCCUGCCGCCGCCCUGCCCCAGGGCCGUGGACGGGCCGUCGGCCGGCCGGCUCGCCAAGCGGCUCUACAUGCUGGAGGGCUUCCGGCGCUCGGACGUCUCCAGGCACCUCGGCAAAAAUAACGAGUUCAGCCGGGCGGUGGCCGAGGAGUACGUCAAACAUUUUGACUUCAGCGGCUGCUCGCUGGACGUGGCGCUCGGCCAGUUCCUGGAGCGGUUCUCGCUGACUGGCGAGACCCAGGAGCGCGAGCGGGUGCUGGUGCACUUCAGCCGCCGCUACAUGGACGGCAACCCGGCUGCCUUCAACUCCGUCGACGCGUGCCACACCCUGACCUGCGCGCUGAUGCUGCUCAACACCGACCUGCACGUGCAGCACGUGCCGCGCAAAAUGACCUGCGCCGAGUUCGUCGACAACCUGUCGGAGCUGAACGACGGCCGGGACUUCCCCGAGGAGACGCUGCGCCGACUGUACCAGGCCAUCCGGGCGCGGCCCAUACACUACGCCGCCGAUGACGAGUACGAGGAGAUGGAGGCGGCUCCGGCGACCGGCCUGCCACCUGGCGGCGGCGUGACGAACCCGUUCCUGGCGGCGCCUGAUCCCGAUAAAGCCACCGAGUACAAGCGCGGCUACAUGAUGCGGAAGUGCUGUCUGGACGCCGGCGGGAAGCGCACGGCGCUGGGCCGGCGCUCGUGGCAGAUGUUCCACUGCACGCUCCGCGACCUGGUGCUGUACCUGCACAAAGACGAGAGCGGCUCGCGGCGGGCGGCUGCCUUCGAGCACCUGCACAACGCCAUCAGGGUGCACCACGCGCUGGCCUCCAAGGCCGAGGACUACGUGAAGAAGCAGCACGUGUUUAAACUGCAGACGGCUGAUCAGGCCGAAUAUCUGCUCCAGACCAGUGACGCCAAGGAGCUGCAGUCGUGGGUGGACACGGUGAAUUUCGUGGCGGCCAGUCUCUCCUCGCCGCCUUUGCCGGGCGCCGUGGGCAGUCAGAGGCGCUUCCAGCGACCGCUGCUGCCGUCCGGAGUCACCUCCCGCAGCCUGCACGACCAGCUGCUGGGCCACGAGGACCGGCUGGCGGAGAUCGAGGCCGAGCUGGCGGAGCUGGACGGCGCUGGCGACCCGGAGGGCAGGCCCAGCCACCAGCAGCGGCAGUACCAGCGGCACAAGGCCGCCUUCCUGCAGGCCGAGGCGGUGCGGUACCGCACCUACUGCCAGCUGCUGCGCUCCAAAAUGGCCGCCGAGCCGCCGCCGCCAGCGCCCCUGGCGGCCGCCGCCGCAGUCUCGCCUACCGCAGCAGCCGACAGAGGGCGGCCCGGGCGGACGGCCGACAGCGCUGUCUCCGCGGAGGAGGAGCCCUCGGCCGCCGCCGGCUCCGGCGUCACCAAGGAGCACCUGUUGUCGGCUAAGAAGCAGCGGCGCUCCACCCCGGACCAGGCGCAGACAGUGGCGGACAGCGCCGCGGGAGCAGACGGCAGCGUGUCGCCGCCGACCGGGGAGGGUGCGGCCGCAGCUGAGCGGCCGGCCACCGGUACAGCCGCCCAGGGUACUACGGCAGGCGCCUCGGCCGCCGCAGACGGUGAAGUCACCGCCAAGAAGAAGCGCCGCUGGUGGCAGAAAUGAGCCGCUCCGUUAGAGGCCAAAUCGCCGCGGCUGGAGGCCCGCUCCGGUAGAGGCCGAACGGCCGCGGACCGGGUCGGACUCUGUUAGAGGCCGAGCCGCGGACCGGACCGGGUCGGACUUCUGUUAGAGGCCGAGCCGCGGACCGGGUCGGACUCUGUUAGAGGCCGAGCCGCGGACCGGGCCGGGCCUGACUCUGUUAGAGGCCGAGCCGCGGACCGGGUCGGACUCUGUUAGAGGCCGAGCCGCGGACCGGGUCGGACUCUGUUAGAGGCCGAGCCGCGGACCGGGUCGGACUCUGUUAGAGGCCGAGCCGCGGACCGGGCCGGACUGUUAAAGGCUGAGCCGCGGACCGGGCCGGACUCUGUUAGAGGCCGAGCCGCGGACCGGGUCGGACUCUGUUAGAGGCCGAGCCGCGGACCGGGCCGCUGCAGGAGACCCAGCGGCCGCGGACCAGGCCGCUGUCUGCGCCUGUGUGCCCCCGCCGGCCUGUCUGGGCCGGUGUGUGUGUGUGUCUGUCUGCUCCCCAGUCCGUCUGUUUCUGUGUUACCAGCCCGCGCAGUAACACGGUGUGAUUCCCGCGCUAACCCCGGCUGUGCCCCCCGGCCGGUUAGGCCGCCAUUAGUCGGCGCGCCUGCCCCCCGCCCGGAGAGUUGCGUCACGGCGCCGCCUGUGUGAUUUCAAUGCCACCGGCUCUGCCGGAUAUUGCGCCGUUAGAUGUGUUGGAUAUGACGUGAGUAGGUACUGGUAGGCGCCGCCGUGUCAGUGACCGUGUGUCUGUGUGUCUGUGUGCUGAAUGUAGGUACAGAGCUACAAUACAAAAACCGGCGGAAA
Molecule: messenger RNA, 3631 nt
Organism: Amphibalanus amphitrite
Lineage: Eukaryota; Metazoa; Arthropoda; Thecostraca; Balanomorpha; Balanidae
Product: PH and SEC7 domain-containing protein-like
Exons: 13
Coding region: 23-2800 (925 amino acids)
Biological process (GO): regulation of ARF protein signal transduction
Molecular function (GO): guanyl-nucleotide exchange factor activity; phospholipid binding; protein binding
Source: RefSeq, a predicted model, not a curated record